This is a messenger RNA of Exserohilum turcica Et28A, 1317 nucleotides long. RefSeq lists its product as uncharacterized. Gene Ontology annotation, biological process: meiotic cell cycle; positive regulation of transcription by RNA polymerase II. NCBI's taxonomy places the organism in Eukaryota, Fungi, Ascomycota, Dothideomycetes, Pleosporales, Pleosporaceae. The transcript has 4 exons. Gene Ontology annotation, molecular function: DNA-binding transcription factor activity; DNA binding. Bases 1 to 1317 code for a protein of 438 amino acids. Gene Ontology annotation, cellular component: nuclear chromosome. The record is from RefSeq and is a predicted model, not a curated record.
AUGAUGAAUCCAGUGCUGCAACCACCGCUGUCCUUGACAUCGGAAAUCCCCUUCUCGUCGGAGCCAGAAUGCAUCGACCAUAUCGGCGCGCAUGCAACUCAUAGCUCCUUCGUAAGCGUACCCGAUCAGCUCAGGCGCGACGGCAGCUUAGCACACUCGGGGACCGAUCUUCACCAGGCCUCGAUUGCAGGCCGCUACGGUACACAUCGUCCCGAUAGUGGCUAUCAGGGAAGUGCAACUCUUUCGGAUUCAGGAUCGGCCUCCAUAUCUACUUCGCCGAGCUCAAACGCCUCUUCAGCGCUUGCAUUCUCGUCGUACUCGCCACUCCAUACGACUGUAGGAGCGGGCUUCCCCCAGUACCAGAUAUCAUUCAACCCUGCUUGCCCGUUUGACGGCAUGGCCCCAAGUCGACGACUGAAUGAUGCAUCGUCGGCGACCAUGUUACCUACUACAGCGAGAUCAACAGGCCUAGGCCAUUCAGUGUCACCGUCCAUGGGCCCAUUGCCUAGGGACAACUACACGACAGGGACAUCCACCAUACCGCAUAGAUAUUCACACAACCUGUCCACUCGCCCCGAUUUACCCCAUUACAACUCGCACCCCGACACCCCCCGGAGCAUGCUUUCGACAACUAUGCCCUUAAAUCAUUACAGCAGCAAUGGCUAUCACACAGCCGCCUACGGGCCGCCUUCAGGUUCACCUGAGUCACCGCCCUUCAACGCACAACAAACAUAUGCCACCAUUACCUGUGAAGGCUCACCAGUAGCCCCCAGUAUUGACGCCAAAAUCGAGAAGGGAUUUUUCUACUCAUCUGAUAACGUCUGGACGUGCUAUCGCCGCAACUACUUUUCGGUAAAUGUAUCAUAUCGCCUCUCACCUUGGAGGCCCAACUUGUGUCUUUACCUGGACCAAAACAAUGGGAAACAACCUGAGAAGAUACAGUCCAUGGCAGUAUCUCUUGCUGCUGCCGUGGACGGAGCAUCUGGAAAGACAAUUGAGCUGAUACAACACACUCCAAAGCGUGACAAGGGCCCUCAACUGCCCAUGAAAAAGGAAUUGCUGGCACCAACACCACCCGGAAAGGGUCACAAGCAUGGCGGAUAUGGGCUACACAGUUUCCCGCAGCCGUCGGCCAUGGCAGGCCCUCAAUUGCCGUUGCAAAACGAAAACGACUCGUCGCACCAAUACUCUCCAGCGAGCCACGCCAACGGCAACUACCAGCACUCAUUUGAACGCAUCCAGUUCAAGUCAGCAACAGCCAACAAUGGGAAACGCAGGGCACAGCAACAAUAUUACCAUCUGAUUGUCGAGCUGUAA